Molecule: messenger RNA, 1152 nt
Organism: Budorcas taxicolor (takin)
Lineage: Eukaryota; Metazoa; Chordata; Mammalia; Artiodactyla; Bovidae
Gene: GPR88
Product: G protein-coupled receptor 88
Exons: 1
Coding region: 1-1152 (383 amino acids)
Biological process (GO): G protein-coupled receptor signaling pathway
Cellular component (GO): membrane
Molecular function (GO): G protein-coupled receptor activity
Source: RefSeq, a predicted model, not a curated record
AUGACCAACUCUUCCACGUCCACCUCCUCCACCACCGGGGGAUCCCUGCUGCUGCUCUGCGAGGAAGAGGAGUCGUGGGCGGGCCGACGCAUCCCCGUGUCCCUCCUGUACUCGGGCCUGGCCAUCGGGGGCACGCUGGCCAACGGCAUGGUCAUCUAUCUCGUGUCGUCCUUCCGAAAGCUUCAGACGACCAGCAACGCCUUCAUCGUGAACGGCUGCGCCGCCGACCUCAGCGUCUGCGCCCUCUGGAUGCCGCAGGAGGCGGUGCUCGGGCUCCUGCCGGCGGGCUCCGCGGAGCCCCCCGGGGAUUGGGACGGCGCCGGGGGCAGCUACCGCCUGCUGCGGGGCGGGCUGCUGGGCCUCGGGCUCACCGUGUCCCUCUUGUCCCACUGCCUGGUGGCCCUGAACCGCUACCUGCUCAUCACGCGGGCGCCCGCCACCUACCAGGCGCUGUACCAGCGGCGCCACACGGCGGGCAUGCUGGCGUUGUCCUGGGCGCUAGCCCUGGGCCUCGUGCUGCUGCUCCCGCCCUGGGCGCCGCGUCCGGGCGCCGCGCCCCCGCGCGUCCACUACCCGGCCCUGCUGGCCGCCGGGGCGCUGCUGGCGCAGACGGCGCUGCUGCUGCACUGCUACCUGGGCAUCGUGCGCCGCGUGCGCGUCAGCGUCAAGCGGGUCAGCGUCCUCAACUUCCACCUGCUGCACCAGCUGCCCGGCUGCGCCGCCGCCGCCGCCGCCUUCCCGGGCGCCCCGCACGCGCCGGGCCCGGGUGGUGCUCAGCUCCCGGCGCAGGCUCAGCCCCUGCCCGCGGCGUUGCACCCGCGGCGGGCGCAGCGGCGUCUCAGCGGCCUGUCGGUGCUGCUGCUCUGCUGCGUCUUCCUGCUGGCCACGCAGCCGCUGGUGUGGGUGAGCCUGGCCAGCGGCUUCUCGCUGCCCGUGCCCUGGGGCGUGCAGGCGGCCAGCUGGCUCCUGUGCUGUGCCCUGUCCGCGCUCAACCCGCUGCUGUACACGUGGAGGAACGAAGAGUUCCGCCGCUCGGUGCGCUCAGUCCUGCCCGGCGUCGGCGACGCGGCGGCCGCUGCUGCCGCCGCCACGGCCGUGCCCGCGGUGUCCCAAGCUCAGCUGGGCACUCGCGCCGCCGGCCAGCACUGGUGA